CAUAAACAAAAACAGAGGGGAAACAGAGAGCGUGCCUGCUGAAUAUGUAUGUUUUGUUUCUGUUUGUGCUGCAGCGAUGCUCUACUUGGCAGCUCCCGGGCCAGCUUUAUGGGUCCCCUCCACUAACAUGCUGUCAUUUCCUUUAGGUGCCUGACGAAGAUAUGAACAACAUCGACACUAUCAGGGUCAACACAGGUAGAGCACUCAGUAUCUCUGCAGGCCACACUUAACCGGUCUCCUUUGGGGAUAUAACGCACAUGACGGCUCCCUGUGGUCAACCACUAUAAACACAUGAGAGGGAAGCAACAAAGACAAACCAUGAAAAAGAUAUACAUUGGCAAAACCGCCUUAAAAGUCCCCCGAAAUGGCGGCAAACAUCCAAAAAAGAGCUCAUUGCUGGAGCAGAAGGAGGACUUACGGAAGAGGCUUUCUUACACGACACACAAGCUGGAGCUGCUGCAGAGCGAGUUUGACUCCACGCGGCAGUACCUGGAGACGGAGCUGCGGCGAGCGCAGGAGGAGCUGGACAAGUUUACUGACAAACUACGCAGAAUACAAAGCAGCUACUCGGCACUGCAGCGGAUCAACCAAGAUCUGGAGGAAAAGAUCCACAGAAAUACUCAGCACCACGACGAUGAGAAGCGAGCGCUGAGCAGAGAGAUCAUCGUCCUCAACAACCACCUGAUGGAGGCGAAACUCACUAUCGAGAAACUGCAGGAAGACAAUGAGAUGUACAGGAAGGACUGUAACCUGGCUGCUCAGCUUCUCCAGUGCAACAAAUCUCUCUACAGGGCGCAGCUCUCCGAGCUGCCUGCUGAACUUCAGGAGCGACUGACGAUGCACAUGGAGGAGUCUCCUCUCUGUCGCACCUACUCCGACUCCGUCCCGGCCUCCCUCAUCGGCAAAGUGCUGGAGAAGCCGGACGAGGCCUGCAGCAGCAGCCAGGCGUCCCGCUCCCCCAGCCCCCAAACUCAGGAACACGCUUUUAUCUUGGAGAGCUUGGGGCCAGAGGGGCGGCUGGGGCUCCGCGCAGCCUACAAGUCCGACCUGUACAGCAGCGACACGGCGCUGUACUGCCCCGACGACCGGCACCGCGAACGGCGGCCCAGCAUGGACCUCCACGGUCAGAGGAAGCUGCUGUACGGGCCCCAGAACUCCACCGACAGCACCCCAGAGGAGGGCUCCGUGGGGCUGACGGCCAGCUUCUCGCAGGAGCACUUUGCCAAGUUUCCUCCCACGAUGGGCGCGGGCUCCAGCUCCUACUCCAGCUUCAGCGGCGGGGGGUCUGAGGACAAAGGCAACGGGCCGCCCAGCAGCGCAGCGUCCUCCCCGCACCACCAUUCCCUCUACAUGGAGUGGAGGGACGCGGGGGACUAUGAGAGAAAGAGCGACUCCUCCUGGGAGAGGGACAGUCCCAGAGGCUUCCCCAACGCUCAUCCCUUCCAGCAGACGGAGCUGAGCCACCACCAGAACGGCAGCUCGCCCGUCUACAGCCGCACCAUGUCCUCCUGUUUCAGCGAGCCCUACGAGCCGCUCCCUCCCUCUUCAUCCCCGAGCGUGGCCUACGGGGACAGCCGCAGAGGCAGCACGUUAGCCCCCGAGGAGGAGGAGCUGAUCGGCCGGUGGAGACAGCUCAGCGUGGAGGACUUAAGCGCCCACUCGUACCGCAGCCCAGGCCGCGCCUCCCCGUACAGCUUCUCAGAGCAGCACUUCUCCGUCCGGCCUUCCAAGAUCCGCCUCGGCCCGCUCUACAGCAGCUUCCAGGAGGGCGCCGACUACUACCACGAGGCGGGCGCCAUGGACCCGGUGUGGGUGGCCGCCAGCCCCAGCCCCGAGUGCAGCCCGUCGCUGCGCCAGGCUCACAGCCAAGCCCACCUGUACCGAGCCGAGGACAGCCAGGGGUCGGAGCACAGCCUCUACCACUCAGGGAGCUCCAAGGACAGGGAGGGGAACGUGGCGGCUGGCGGCCAGAGCACGGAUUACGUGGACCCCAGCCCAAACAGCUCCACCGAGUCUCUGCACCAGAGGUCCCUAGAGAUGGCGGCAGAGCUGCAGCACUACCAGGUGGAGAUGCACAGCCUGCCCGCACAGGCCAGCGGCUCGCCACCACCGGAGCCACCCCCUCCUCCUCCCUACAACCAAAAAUUUGGCUCCCUGGGACUUUCCAGGAAGGACAGUCUGACCAAGGCGCAGCUUUAUGGAACACUUCUGAACUGAAGGACUUUUUCAAUCAGGUUCAUUCUCUGAUAGGACGCUGAUAGGUCCAGCUUCUGUUAGCACGAUCACUUUGAUAGAAAAUGGUUUGAAUAGCAGCCAGGCGCGGAAUAAUUCAGUAUCACGAACAUGUAACUACUUAAAAGCUUUGACCGUGUGACGCUGGACGGCAACAGUUUACACUACAGUCGUCCUGAGCAAGUUAGUCACGUUUUAAGAGUCGCGAAAAGGAAAACAGGAGCUCAAUUGGCUCAUAAAAUUUGUAAGAAUGUGUAUAAUUAUUUUGAAAACAACCUCUGCACACCUGAACGUGUGACAGGUGCGUCGGAGGAAGGUGCAAUCUUGAAGACAAUGAGAAGCGUGCGGGAGUUCUUCUCAUUGUUUAUGUAUUUAAACACAUGUAUAAAUAUAUACUUAUAACUAAAAAUUGAGUGAUAUAUUUUGUAUGUAGCUGUUGGCAAGAAAUACACCCAAAACAAUCAGACAACCUGGAACUUGUAUAUAAAAUUAAAAAGCCAAAUCCUUUAUUCGGCAACUCAGAGAGGUAUUUUAAUUGAGAAUUGACGCCCGAAUAAACGGCACAGUCAUUAUUUUUAAUGGGCUGAAACCGCGUGGGCCCGGCGAGGAUUUAAAUGUGAAUGUUGAGCAACAAAAUGAAUUAAUCACUCAAAUGAGAAACAUACUUUUCUUUUUCUUCCGUUGAUUGAAUUUGACAGUAUCGGUGGGUGUGUUAUAUUGUUAUUGAUGGAACGUUUUGAGAUCUGUUUUAGCAGUCAGUAUUUAUUUUAUUUUUUCGCUCUUCUAUAUCCCACGGAGAGGUUUUCCUGCCCCCAUUCUACCUCAGAUUUGGAUG
Messenger RNA from Centropristis striata (black sea bass), 3067 nucleotides. RefSeq lists its product as uncharacterized. Gene Ontology annotation, cellular component: synapse. The coding region runs from base 292 to 2217 and encodes 641 amino acids. NCBI's taxonomy places the organism in Eukaryota, Metazoa, Chordata, Actinopteri, Perciformes, Serranidae. The transcript is spliced from 7 exons. The record is from RefSeq and is a predicted model, not a curated record.